AUGUAUGAAUUAGUUUGCUUAGGAAAUCCUUUAUUGGAUUUACAAUUAAAUGUCGAUAAAGCUUAUUUAGAAAAAUAUGACUUAAAAGAUAACGAUGCCAUUUUAGCCGAAGAAAAACACUUACCAAUCUAUGAAGAAAUCUUAAAAAACCCAGAUUUGAUCUUAGUUGCCGGAGGUGCUGCUCAAAAUACUGCUAGAGGUGCUCAAUAUAUCUUACCACCAAACUCUGUUUGUUACUUCGGUUGUGUUGGUAAUGAUGUCUAUAAGGAUAAAUUAGUUGAAGCCAACUCCCAAUAUGGUUUAACUACCAAAUACAUGAUCGAUGAAGAACAUGAAACUGGUAAAUGUGCUGCUUUAAUCUACCAACACCAUAGAUCUUUAGUUACCGAUUUAGCUGCUGCCAACCACUUCAAACCAGAACAUUUCGAUAUUCCAGAAAACUGGAAAAUUGUUGAAAAUGCUAAAGUUUUCUACAUUGGUGGUUUCCAUUUAACUGUUUCUCCAGAAGCUAUUGUUAAAUUAGGUAAACAUGCUGCUGAAAAUAACAAACCUUUUGCUAUUAACUUAUCAGCUCCUUUCAUUCCUCAAUUUUUCAAAGCUGCUUUAGAUCAAGUCUUACCUUAUGCUGAUUACAUUAUCGCUAAUGAAUCUGAAGCUGAAGCUUUCGCUGGUGCUUAUGAAUUGCAAGAUAAAGACAUUGUCUCUAUUGCCAAAUACAUUGCCAAAUUACCAAAAGUUUCAUCUAAACCAAGAACUGUUAUCUUCACUCAAGGUACUGAAGAAACUGUUACUGUUUCAGCUGAAGGUGAUGAUUUCGUUAUCAACAAAUUCCCAGUUCAUUUAUUAGAAGAAGGUAAAAUUGCCGAUUCUAAUGGUGCUGGUGAUGCUUUUGCUGCUGGUUUCAUUGCUUCAGUUGUUGAAGGUAAAUCAUUAAAUGAUUCAGUUGAUGUUGGUCAAUGGGCUGCCAAACUUUCUUUACAAGAAGUUGGUCCAUCUUUCCCUUUCCCAAAGCAAACUUUCGCUUAG
This is a messenger RNA of Yamadazyma jaroonii, 1026 nucleotides long. Lineage: Eukaryota; Fungi; Ascomycota; Pichiomycetes; Serinales; Debaryomycetaceae. The record is from the annotation of a GenBank genome assembly.